UCCCACAGUCUCCGACCUCAUUGUCGAAGGAAUUUGCAAGAACGGCCAAUGCAUCAUUACACCUCCCACUGUUCCCGUGUUGAUGUUUCACGUUCCUGCAGAAGCAUGCGACCAUUUCGUCUCGUCCGUAAACUAUACCGCAAAAGUUGAAACAACCUGCUCCGCAUUCUGCCCAAGGAAAACGACAAAAAGUGUGAAGCGUGGAACGCACUGUGCAUUAAAGACGGCCGGUAGGUGGUGGCCGAGAGUCACCGAAGUCGGCCAAUGCGUUGAUCAACCUGCCUCGAUAAAGUUAACAGGUGCAAGCUGCCAGUGGUUGGUCCGGCGACGCCAUAAUAUUAUCUUGCUUCGCAUAAAUAGUCUAGUGAAUGAUUCCCAUACAGAACACGAUUGUGCGAGCUGGUGACCGCCCCAGACUCUCCGCCGGCACACGAGCAUAUCAAUGAGGACUCGUACAACUGCAGGAUAUCGGACUACGUGACUGUCAUACCUGCCAGUCUCAUCGUGGUGGCUCCCUGCCAAGUUGAAUGCGGCUACAGUGUGUUCGAACAUCGCCUCGACGGUGUUAAAUGCUUGCUUCCGAUCCAUAUGCCUACCUCUGCAAGGGGCCCACGAUUGCGAUAAACAAGAAGCUGAAUGUGUCACUCAAUUGCACUGCGACAUGCUACAACCGAAGCACGAGCACUUGGGUCAAUGCCCGCCUGGGUGAUGGAAGAUUGUGUGCCCUUGUCGUUAACGGAAGCGGUGACGGAGACAUCAUCAAGAGAACUGGGCUCUGUGACAAGGGAUCGUGCGUUCCUGCAGAUACCAAACCGUUGCCGAUCCCUGACGACUGUCCGGCGAAGUACGUGAAAAGAAAAGGAAUUAUGUUGGCUGAAAAGUGCGCGGUUCCUUGUAAAACGACCGGAAAAUAUAGAAAGCUACGAAGUGGCACAAGGUGUUGGCUCAAUUAUCAGCGAAAGGUCACUGUCCCUGGCGUUGACAGCCUCAUUAUUGACGGCGUUUGCAAAAAUGGACACUGCAUCAUAACUCCUCCUGCCGUUCCCUUGUUGAAGAUUGAACUCCCAGCAGAAGGAUGCAGCCAUUUAUUAGCGUCAGUGAAUUAUACGAGAAAAGUUGCGUCCGAGUGCAACGCAUUUUGUCCCGGUCGUGAACCGAAAUACGAACCCCUUCGCAACCGUACCGCUUGUGCUCUGAAAACGUCAUUCGGCUGGUACAAAACAGUUACAGAAGUCGGCGAAUGCAAGGGAGGAAACUGCGUAAAGAAAGACCUCACAGAAUUUCCGCAACCGCAUCGACAGGUCAGCGAUUCGUCGCACGUAUGCAAGAGCGAAAAUUACGCGGUCGUGAAACCAGGCCAGAUUACUGUGGUCGCAUCGUGCCAGGUUGAAUGUAGCUACAGCGUGUUCGAGAGGCGCAGCUACGGAGUCGCUUGCUUGCUGGAGUACAGUGAAACGAAGAAAGGAGAAAAGACGUACACAUUAGGGAUAUGUUCGGGUGGGUUCUGCACUCAUGAUUCGCAACCGCGAAACAUCACAACCCAAGACUGAACGUUAAUGAAAACGGUCAUGAACGAAGAAGGAAAAAUAAAGAGAUACAGUAAAACAA
Molecule: messenger RNA, 1608 nt
Organism: Dermacentor albipictus
Lineage: Eukaryota; Metazoa; Arthropoda; Arachnida; Ixodida; Ixodidae
Source: RefSeq, a predicted model, not a curated record